AUGGACGACUCAUGGCAGGAAACAGCAUUUUCCUCUCGGCACAUGCACAACAGACAAAACCGCAACACUGGUGGCAAAGGUAGCGGCGGAAAAUCAAAACGCAACACCUUCGAUGUUCGCAAAACGUUUGGAAGUUAUACUGUUAAAUGUCCCGCAUGGCAUAAACUCUACACUUCAGAAGAUGGAGGUUCAGGUCAAGAAGCAGUGUUGGAGUUGUAUAGAUUGACGGAAUGCGGUACUGGUGUGGUGGGAGAAAUGUCGCUGCCUGGGGUGUUGAGAGCUGCGGUGCUUUUGGCAGCGAGUAGAAAGAGUUUGCAGGNNGGGAUUGUGGAGAGGUUGAAACCUGUUGAGCCAAAGCAAGAAGAAGAAGAUAAAGCCAAAGUCGACAACGAAGACGAAGAACAACCAAGCGACGAGGAGAGUGACGAAGAAGUUGAUGAAGAAUCAGAAGACGACCCCACACCCGACCGCUUCUCAACCUUCGAAAAGAACAGUUUCAGAGAGCCAAAGUUUUGGCUGCGCUGGAAUGGUGUGCUGGAGUCAAUGGCAGCAGGCGACGAGAAAGCAGAGUCAGGGCUGGGAUAUAUCAUUUUUCCGAGCAAUGACUGUCGCAAGUUCAAGGGGACAUUGAACUGUGCUACGCUGGAGUGGAAGGAUGUUGCUUUUUCUGGGCAUAAGAUUGCGCCUAGGUCGGAGUCUGAUAUACCGGUUGCAUGGGGCUCUGAUGAGGUGCCUAUGUGA
Messenger RNA from Aureobasidium musti, 741 nucleotides. The record is from the annotation of a GenBank genome assembly. Lineage: Eukaryota; Fungi; Ascomycota; Dothideomycetes; Dothideales; Saccotheciaceae.